CCGACACGAGAAGAAAGAGUGAGAGUGAGAGAGCGGGAGCGGCGAUGGCGGGGAAGUACGGGGAGUUGGUAAGGGCGAUAGAGAGCAUCCCUCUGGUGGAUGCACACGCUCACAAUAUCGUCGCUCUCGAUUCCGACGUUCCGUUCAUCCGAUGCUUCUCCGAGGCCGAAGGCGAUGCCCUCAAUGACGUCCCUCAUGCUCUUUCCUUCAAGAGAAGCAUCAAAGAUAUUGCUGGCUUGUAUGGCUGCGAGGCAUCACUGGAUGGUAUUCAACAGCAUCGCAAGUCAUCUGGACUCCAGCAGAUUUGCUCGAAAAGCUUUGAAGCUGCAAAGAUAUCUGCUGUUUUCAUUGAUGAUGGCAUCACUUUUGACAAAAUGCAUGACAUUGAAUGGCACAAAAGUUAUGUGCCUGUUGUUGGUAGAGUACUGAGAAUCGAGCGACUUGCAGAGGAAAUACUUGAGGAAGGGCUACAAAGUGGGAAGCAAUGGACGCUGGAGGAUUUCAGCUAUAUAUUCUUGACAAAGUUAAAACAGGCUGCCAGUAAAGUUGUCGCCCUGAAGAGUAUAGCUGCUUACAGAAGUGGCCUGCAAAUUGAUACACAUUUUUGCAGCGAGAUUGUGGAGAAUAGUAUUCUAAAAGUCUUAAAUGAUGGAAAACCUGUUCGUAUCCAGAACAAGAGCUUCAUUGACUACAUAUUAACACUCAGUUUGGAGGUAGCAAUAGAUUAUGACUUGCCUGUUCAAAUACAUACAGGUUUUGGAGAUAAAGACCUAGACUUGAGGCUUAGCAACCCACUUCACUUACGUGUACUUCUUGAGGACAAGCGAUUCACAAAAUGUCGGAUUGUUCUACUUCAUGCAUCUUACCCAUUCUCACAGGAAGCAUCAUAUCUGGCAUCUGUUUAUCCGAAUGUUUAUGUUGAUUUUGGUUUGGCGAUUCCAAAGCUUAGUGUUCAUGGGAUGGUUUCAUCAGUCAAGCAGCUUUUAGAGUUAACUCCUAUAAAUAAGGUGAUGUUUAGUACAGACGGAUAUGCCUUUCCUGAAACAUUUUUCUUAGGUGCAAAACGGGCACGCGAGACUCUUGCUACUGUCUUGUGUGAUGCUUGUGAGGAUGGAGAUCUCACUAUAUUAGAGGCUAUUGAUGCUGCGAAGAGCAUUCUUAGGGACAAUGCUUUACAAAUUUACAAGGUCAAACAAAAUGUCGACUCACCGGAAGCUACACUGUAUUCAUCCCAAACAAAUAAACUUGUGAAGCAGCCUGCACAAAAAACUGUUCUUGUACGUGUUAUGUGGGUGGACACAUCUGGACAACAUCGUUGUCGUGUAAUACCUGAGAGUCGCUUCCAUCAAGUUGUAAAAGACCAUGGGGUUGGUCUUACUUUUGCUUCAAUGGGCAUGACCUCCUUUUGUGAUGGCCCUGCUGAAGGAUCCAAUCUUACUGCUGUGGGUGAAAUUCGGCUAAUCCCAGAUCUUUCAACAUCAUGCAGGCUACCCUGGUCGCAAGAGGAAGAGUUGGUUUUGGCAGACAUGCAUGUUAAACCUGGACUACCUUGGGAAUAUUGUCCAAGAGAAGCAUUGAGAAGAGUUUCAAAUGUCCUAAAGAAGGAAUUCAAUUUGGAAAUGAAUGCAGGUUUUGAGAAUGAGUUCUUUAUUUUAAGGAGUGAAUGCAGGGAUGGACAACGGGAAUGGUUACCAUUUGAUUCAACUCCAUAUUGCUCCACUGCAGCAUUUGAUGCUGCAUAUCCAAUUCUAAAGGAAGUGAAUAAUGCUCUCAGUGCCAUGGGAAUUUCAGUGGAGCAGAUACAUGCAGAAGCAGGGAACGGACAGUUCGAGAUAUCCUUGGGGCAUACACACUGUGGUCGUGCUGCCGAUAAUUUGAUUUUGACUCGUGAAACUAUAAGAUCGGUUGUCCGCAAGCAUGGAUUUCUAGCGACGUUCCUACCAAAGUACUUCCUUAAUGAUAUUGGUUCUGGGUCACAUGUACAUCUUAGUUUACAGCAGAAUGAAGAGAAUGUUUUUAUGGCUCCAAAUGGCACAACAACUAAAUAUGGAAUGACCCAAAUUGGUGAGAAUUUCAUGGCUGGUAUUUUUGUUCAUCUCCCUUCAAUAAUGGCAUUCACAGCUCCUCUUCCAAACAGUUACGACCGCAUAAAACCAAAUACCUGGAGUGGGGCAUUUCAUUGUUGGGGAAAGGAGAACAGGGAAGCACCACUCAGGACGGCAAGCCCUCCAGGAGUACAUAGUGGACUUGUUAGCAAUUUUGAGGUUAAAACUUUUGAUGGAUGUGCAAAUCCAUAUUUAGGUUUGGCUGCAAUUAUGGCUGCUGGCAUUGAUGGCCUCAGAAGAAAGCUUGUUUUGCCAGACCCUGUUGAAACAAAUCCUAGUGAUCAUGACAUAAAUCUUCCUAAAUUGCCCACUUCACUCAACGAAUCUAUUGAAGCUCUUGCUAAGGAUGAAACUUUGAAGAAUUUAGUUGGUGAGAAGCUUGUCUCCACAGUUGUUGGCGUAAAGAAGGCUGAAGUCGAGUACUAUGCGUCCCACCCUGAUGCAUAUAAGCAACUCAUACACCGAUAUUAAGCGGCACAACAGUUUUGUAGGCGUUGGCCAGACAGUCUGAAGUUGGCAUUCAUUUGGCUUAAAGAAAGAACCAGUUGCAAUAAGGAACCAGUCGAAAACGUCCUGAUUUGGCUAUUGCUAUGUACAACACAUGCCUGAGUAUCGGCAAACUUUUUCUGCAUCUCAACGAGGGAAUUUAACCAGGAAAUUUGGCAUCUUGCAAACGCAAAGAAGCAAGGUGGGUGUUCAUUACUCGGAUAAGAGAGUUUGAUUCUUUUGCAGAUUCUCGUUUCUAAGGUUCCUGUACCAAAUUCUGUUAUUUUAUUUCUCCGAGCCGGGAAACUUUCAUAUUCUUUCCUUGUUAUACUAAUUUGCUAGAUCAUCUUCGUUUCAUUUACAAGCACUAGAAUAUAACUUUUCAUCU
Molecule: messenger RNA, 2979 nt
Organism: Nymphaea colorata (pocket water lily)
Lineage: Eukaryota; Viridiplantae; Streptophyta; Magnoliopsida; Nymphaeales; Nymphaeaceae
Product: protein fluG
Exons: 18
Coding region: 45-2576 (843 amino acids)
Molecular function (GO): hydrolase activity; glutamine synthetase activity
Source: RefSeq, a predicted model, not a curated record